GCACGUAGGGUGGGUGCAUCCCUGGCGCUGCAGGGAUGGGUGUGCGUGGCAGGGGCGUGCAGGGCACCGAGGGCCGAGCAGCACCUGUGCGGCGGGGCUAGGGGAUUUGUGACUUCUCCAGCUCAGGGUGGGAGUUUGCUGGCGGGAUGUCUUGCCCCGCUCAGAGUGGAGAUUGCAGGAUCACUCCCUGUGCGUGUGGGUCUAUGGCAGAAGGGGAAGUUGAGGCACAGAACUUCCUCUGGCAUGGUGGGCAAAGCUGGGUUCCCCUUUCCCUUUUGGGAACCUGUACUCCCGAUGUGAGCACUGAACUGGGCAGCCUCACCUGGGAUUUGGGGGUGCAGGAGGCAGUGCACUCGGUGCCAGUCCCGGUGGGUGCCAUUUCUGCGUGAUGAGGGUGAUGCUCUGUCAAGGCAGGACACCCCCCACCCCCGGUGUCCCCCGAGCUGGGACGGGGGAAGCUGGCGCGUGGCAGAGGUUGGUGCCGAGGGCACUGUGCCCAGUUGUCCCCAGUCAAUGGGCUUGUUGUGCCUGGUGCUUCUGCUGCUGGGUGCCAGCUGGUAUCCCAGCAGCAGUGGAAGCCCCAGUGGAGACUCCUCCUGCGGAUGCACUUAAUUCCCUCUCAGUUGCCCCCGUGGAACAGCAAUGACCGCGGUUUGGGGGACCAGGCAGGCGAGGGGCUGUGGCAAGAGGUUGCUGUGGGUCCUUCCUCUCUCACGCUGCGGCUGCCGGCGUGGCCAGCUGUUCUCCCUCGGGAGCCCGGGGCGGACAGCGCUGCUGGGGUUGGGUGCCAGCCCCACCAGGGAUGGGGAGCGAGCCCCGGGGUGCUGGUGGCGCCCCACGGCAGAGCCCCGUGGGGGCUGGCAGCUGGGCAGAGGAUAUGUUUGCCGAGCCAGAAACUCCCCCCGCAGUGCCCAUCGCCCUGGCAUCAUGCCUGUGGCCUCGGUUGGGGAGCAGAGAGCCGGAUGUCUCUUCUGUCUCCCUCCCUCCUUGCUUCCUAGGGGGGAAACUGAGGCCUGGGAGCGUUUCCCAAGGCCGGGGCGAGUUUCCAUGGCAAUGGGAGCGGGGGUCCGGGCUCCCAGCUGCCGGCAACCGCCGAACAAGGGAGAAAGCGGGACAUUGAUGGGAGCCCGGCCCCUUGGGCGCGCGUCCCAGCCCGGCUGAAAAUAACCCUCCU
This is a messenger RNA of Zonotrichia albicollis (white-throated sparrow), 1174 nucleotides long. Lineage: Eukaryota; Metazoa; Chordata; Aves; Passeriformes; Passerellidae. The record is from RefSeq and is a predicted model, not a curated record.